UACAGUGGCGAACACGUAGAUCGCGAUUGUUAGUCAUUAUUGCCCAAACAGGUAUUGUAACUUUAUUGUGUUCCGGUGUUGUGUUUGGUUUUUUUUUGGACAUAAUUCACAAUUGCAUACGCCAGUUGCGGAAACAGCCUCAAGAUUGAUCUGGAUCUACAUAGGCAGGCCGCCAGUGGCCACUUUCUAAGAACUGGCGGCCCAAUGUGUGACGGGGGCUUUAGUGCCGCCGAAGGUCUAUCGCGAAUGGCAUCCCUCGGCGGAGCGGCCUUGGGCGUACCUCAAGGACUUGCGGGACCGCAAACACCGAAAAAACAUCAAGACGAUCACAUUAAAAGGCCCAUGAACGCGUUUAUGGUCUGGUCCAGGCUGCAGAGGCGGAAAAUUGCUCAAGAGAACCCGAAAAUGCACAACUCGGAGAUUUCAAAACGAUUGGGUUCCGAAUGGAAAUUGCUGACUGAGGAUGAAAAGAGGCCGUUUAUAGACGAAGCGAAACGACUUAGAGCACUUCACAUGAAAGAGCAUCCGGAUUACAAAUAUCGGCCUAGACGCAAACCGAAAACGUUACGUAAGGAAGGUUAUCCUUAUUCGAUACCAUAUCCUUCCGUGCCAAUGGACGCGUUACGAGCAGGCAUGGCAGCGAGCAGUAUGACGCAGUCUAUGGCGUCCUACUACAACCCAUCCGCCGCCUAUGGUUCUCUAAGCGCGGCAUCAAUUGCCGCCGCCGCCGCCGCUCAACAAUCCAUGUCGGCCGGCUUAACGUCACCUGCGCAGGUUGUUAGCUCAAUGGAUGCAAUGAAAUACUCAAUGGAAGCCGAUAAGUACCGAUCGGCCUACAUGCCACCAUCAAGUUUAGCAAUGUCGAUGUACUCAGAUCCAAAAUACAUGGACACAUCUUCCAAAAGUUACCUAGAACGCGGCUACCUAGACUCCACAUCCGCACUAACCAAAGCCUACUUCGAAUCCUCCAAAAUGUACAUGGACGGCAAAUACAAUCCAGAUUCCGCCCGCCAUUACUCAUUAGACAUUGGAAAAAUGUACUCGGACGCCUCUCCGACAAUGCCUUCAAACUUGGCGUCGCCAAAAUCGUCCGACUCGCCCGACACCAAACCUGAACGACAAGAUGGCACGUCUUCCUCGAGCUCCACCACGACCUCCUCGGCGGGCGCGUCUCCCGGCGGCCUCCCCGGUUACUACCCCGGCAGCGCGUUGCAGCAAAACAGCGCAAUGCCUUCCGGUCUUUUACCCAUGUCCCAAUAUCCAGGUCAGUAUUCGGCGCAAGGCCCGGCAGGCGAAUUCCGUAGACCGCUAACCGUAAUAUUUUGACCUGACAGGUUGUGAAUGUGCAUUAUUUAUUUGUAUAAAUCAUUGUGUACGUCUCCUAUUUUUAUUCUUCAGUGUAAAUAUUUGUAUAUAAGUAAGCACGCGCGUUUCUUUUCCAUUAUCUGCAUUGUAAAAAUGUACAUAGAAUUAUUGUUAUGUUUCUCAAACGAAGAUGGUGUUUCUUUUUAUCGUUAAAAAUGUGUUUUCUUUUAUACUUGUAAGACAUCUCCCUUAAUAGUGAUAACGACCCUUUAUUCUUUUUUUGUUUAUAAGAACUUGAUAUUACUUUGGUUCCUAUGUUAUAUAGACAUUA
This is a messenger RNA of Photinus pyralis (common eastern firefly), 1636 nucleotides long. Its product is annotated as transcription factor sox-2-like. The record is from RefSeq and is a predicted model, not a curated record. Gene Ontology annotation, biological process: regulation of DNA-templated transcription; cell differentiation; anatomical structure morphogenesis. Gene Ontology annotation, molecular function: RNA polymerase II cis-regulatory region sequence-specific DNA binding; DNA-binding transcription factor activity, RNA polymerase II-specific. The coding region runs from base 205 to 1326 and encodes 373 amino acids. The transcript has 5 exons. NCBI's taxonomy places the organism in Eukaryota, Metazoa, Arthropoda, Insecta, Coleoptera, Lampyridae.